Messenger RNA from Cyprinodon tularosa, 4487 nucleotides. Its product is annotated as serine/threonine kinase 11 interacting protein. Bases 203 to 3766 code for a protein of 1187 amino acids. Gene Ontology annotation, cellular component: cytoplasm. Gene Ontology annotation, biological process: intracellular protein localization. Lineage: Eukaryota; Metazoa; Chordata; Actinopteri; Cyprinodontiformes; Cyprinodontidae. The transcript is spliced from 26 exons. Gene Ontology annotation, molecular function: protein binding. The record is from RefSeq and is a predicted model, not a curated record.
AGAAGCUGUGGAAGACACCGCGUCAUGUGACGGGAAAAACAAAAUGUCAACAACACUCAGCUCUGUGCUGUGAAACAGGGGGAAAUAAACCUUUGUUUCCAGGCCUUUUCUGGUGUUUAAUUAAAAUAAAAUGAAUUUUUAUCCACUCUACGGCGUGAGAACCGGAUGUUAGCUUUUUGUUUCCCAGCUGUCACUGCGCAGGAUGGCUGUGGCUCACGCAGGUCAGUCCUCCCUGGUGCACAGCUUGGCCACACUUCUGCGCAAUAAUGGUGACAUAGUGCUGGAUGGCAGCAGCACGCUGACUCUCCCGGCCUGCUCGCUGCAGCAGCUCACGCGGCUCUUUGAGCAGCACCUUCUGUCCAGGAGCCAGCAGCAUGGCUUCCUGGCGCUGCCCUCUCACCCGGCCGACACGUCCUCCCUGCUGCAGCUGCAGUUCCUCUUCGACGUGCUGCAGAAGACCAUCUCCCUAAAGCUCAUCAAUCCACCAGGAGUCCAACUGGAGACAGCAGUGAAAAUCUUUCCUUUCAAGUCUCUCAGGUGGUUAGAGCUGAAGAGAAUCCCUCCUCACCUUCUGGAGGGACUCCGAGGGGUUUACUCCCAGCUGGAAGUUUUCACCUGCUCAAAGAGCCUCAGCUCCCUGGAGGAGCUGCUCUCUCUGUGUGGAGGCGACCUGAGCUCUGCUCUUCCUUGGCUGGAGCUCCACACCCUGAACUUUAGCUACAACUCCAUCGUGUGCCUUGACCAGUCACUGGGUUUGCUAAACGUCCUAAAAUCUUUGGACCUGAGUCAUAACAAGAUUCAGGAUUGUGAGGAAUUUCUAAAGCCUCUGACUGAGCUGGAACAUUUAAACUUGGGCUAUAACUGCCUGCAGAGGGCGCCAGUGCUCAGCCCCAGUGCCAGGGCCAAGCUGCACACGCUGGUCCUCAGGAACAACCAACUGGAAACCAUUAACGGUGUGGAGCAGUUGUCUUCGCUGCAGCAUUUAGACCUGGCCUACAACCUGCUGCUGGAGCACUCCCAGCUGGCUCCUCUGUCCCUGCUGCACUGCCUCUGCACCCUGAACCUGGAAGGAAACCCGCUGUUCUUCCAGAGGAGCCACCGUACCGCCACGGUUCGCCAUCUGUCGCCGAAGGCGGCCAGCACCAGACUCAGGCUUGAUGGAGCCCCGCUGACCUCCUCUGAGCUCUCGGUUCUCCCAAAACCAGGCCGGCCCACCAGCCAGACUCAGACGUAUGUUCCUCCAGUUUCUGAUCCACCUGAACGCAGCAACCAGGACCCUUCGAGUGGAGCGGGGGAGCUGAGUGACAGCCUGUCGGCCUCAGAAGCUGGGAUGUCCCGCUUUAGACGGAAGAAAUCCAGAAGUAAGGUCAAGGUACGGAGAGCCAGCAUAUCGGAACCAAGCGACACUGAUUACACACCCAGACGCUUCUCCUCCUCACAGGACAUCGUCCUUCCCCACCAACAAGAGAUUGAGCGUAUGUCCAGCUUCAGGGAUCAACUGGGAGAAGACUGGCUGAGGUACCAGCACCAUCUAGAUGGAGGAACACCCACUACCAUCACAGGUUUCCAAACGACCCAACCCAGAACUCAGACCCUAACCAACGGAGUCAGCGACCUCAAAGCGUGUUCGGCUAACGACCUGGUAGACCAGCUGCCCCCUUUGCCCUCAGAGGACGACCCACCGCUCCUCUGCUCGGAGACGAACCAUCUGGAGACGGAGUCCACGUUACGGUGGAGUCAGAGCAGCCAGCCGACCGAGUCCACCCUAGAGGUCAGCGUGGUGGACGGUGAAGCCAGGGGGCAGGAGGGGGCGGGCUCACAUCAGUCCAGCCCUGAUUCUCAGAGGUCUGCAAGGGCGUCGAGUGGAGGAACGAACCAAGAUGAGGAGGAGGAACUGGGAGUUGACCUGUGUCAUCCCCUGCUGGUGGGAGUCUUCCUGGACGAGGACAGCGAAGGCCAGGAGAGGAAAAAGAAGGAGAUGUUUUUACGAGUCAAACAGGGUUUACUGCUGGAGGUGGACAUGCAGAGCGGCAUGGAGAGAGGGCGGCUGGAGCUGGACAGCCUGGUCAGGGUGGAGACCAUGGAGGCUGUGUGGAGCAGAGAGGAUGCUGAGGUUCUAUUUCCGGCCUUGGAGCUCCAUUUCAACUACAUCGUUAAGGAAAAACGUUGUAGACGCUUCGUCCUUCUUGAUGAUGACCCUCAGCAGGCAGCUCAGGUUUUAAAUGACAUCUUAUCUGUCGUGGUGGAGGAGAACCAGCGGCGCCAUUCUGAACUCAUCCCCGACUGCGUUCGUCUCCAGUGCCUUCGCUGCAGGUCAGAGUUCACCUCAAAUAUGGCGACGGAUGAGGAAGAGUACACAGGAGGAGGAAGAGGCAGGAGUAGAGGGGGUGCUGCUGAAGGACAGUACUGGGAGGAGCAAACAGAGGCAGAUUCCUCCAAUCAUGGCGGCACAGGAAAAACUUGUGUUUGUCCAGAAUGUGGCAGUGACCAUGUGGUUCAAGUUGCCGAGCUCACGGCUCCUCUUAGCAGUACUCCCAUCAGUCAGUCGCCAAGGCCUGAAAGCAAAGAUCAUCUAGGUUCUACAUACAGUGGAGAUAAGCUUGAUGAUACAAAGGAACUGUCAAGCUGUAGUCUCUUUCUGGAGACUGCCAUCACUUCAAUGGAGCCGAGCUUUGCCACAGCCCAGGGAACCUCCUUCUUUAUUGGCGAUGGUCCUGACGACACCAGCAGCCUCUCCUACAACACUGAGCACCAGAGUAAAGAAGACCUGGCUGGAAGCUACCACUACUCCAUCCUGGGAGAUACACCAACCUCAGCUGAGCCCACGGAGCCAUCCAUCCCUAAGGAUGACUUGGAUCUAUUAUCCGAAGAAAACAUGUCCGUGGACCAUCGGCUGAAGCUUUUCCUGGACGUGGAGGUCUUUGAAGAAGAAGAAGAGGAGCUUCACUCUUUCCUCAAGAUGUCAGCUGUAAAAUUUGGGGAAUUAGGGGAGGUUCCCUCGCUGUUGGUCGUUUCGAACCAGCGGUUAUACUUUCUGGAAAUGAUGUCAGACGUGCAAGGCUCACUUGCUGAUCGGCUAAAGAAGAAGGAUAGCUACCCAAUCGUGGAGCUCAGCUACCUGGAGGUGGGACUGGGCUCCCAGAGCAUCCACAUGAAGUUUGCAGAUGGAGGCGUGGCCUAUACUCUCCUGGUCAGGGACAGCGUGCGCUGCAAGCGCUUCUUUGGUCUCCUAACAGGAAUCGUUCGAGAGAAGGCUCACAAAUCGGAGAGCAUGCUGCAGUCCAUCUCCACCACCAGGCUCUCCGUCCAGCACCAUCUCUGGCCUCUCGUGUGCGAAGACAUCCAGGCAGAUGUGGAGGACGGACAGCUGCAGUUCUUCUACGUCCUGGCGUUCGUCCUACGAGAUGAGAGCUGGUUGUCUCUGACCGUCCUGGCGACCCGAGAAACCCUCUAUCUUCUGGAAGAAGACCACCAGUGGAGCAAAACCAGCUCAGCAGUAACUGAAAACAGCGAAGCAUGUAGCGGAAACGUGGUGGUGAUUGAAACUCUCCCAAUCAGCUGCGUGAGCUCAGUGGUUUUGUUGCCCUCGGACCAGCACAGGAUGGACAUUAAGCUUUUUGACGAGACUAUGAAACAGGAGAAGACAUGGUGCGUGCGCUUAGAGAGCGCGGAGCUCCUUCAGGGUCUGUUAUCCUGGGUCAGAACGCAGUGGGAGGCCAUGUUCGGAGUCAAGCUGCAAACAAGUCUGCAAGACGACCCGUCAUGAUGGGGAAAAAAAAAAGAAAAAGAACUGCUGAAGUUUUAUGCUUUAAUUGUGUGUUUGUUUUCAGGCGGGGGUGGGGAACAUGAGCGAGCAUGAACGACGGUGCAUCUUUGUUUUCUCUGCAUUCAGUCUGGUCCCAUUACGCUUUGUAGCUCUAAGCCAGGAGCUUGGAAGUGAUUGCAUUCAUUCAUGUGGUACACAAGGAAAAAAAAAAAAAGAAAAUAUCCUGCUUGCAUAACUUCUCCAGGAAAAAAGAAAACAUCCCCGGUGAACUUUUCCACCACUGAAUCGAAGUGCGCCUUGCUUCUUUGUGAAGAUGUCAUGUCCUCGUCUUGUGAUGGAUCUAAAUGCACGUAAUUUUGUUCCAAGAUCACCCGUAGCGUUAAGCAAAUGGAGGGCAGCGCUCCGCCGCCGUCUUGGCUGCGUCGAGCUGAAAAAGAUGCAGAGGAAAGAACCUGAUUCUACGUUAGGGUCUAGUUCAUCUGCAAAUUAUUGCUAUCAGAAGAUUUAACCUAAUUUUAGUUUAGAUACUCAUCAGCGCCAUCUUUGUGACAGUUUGAAAUGUCUUCCCCAGCUGUUACAGAGGUGCAAAUUCAGGUUUAUGUUUCCACUGUGAUGUGACAUUAAGUAAUAGGUGUUUUUUGCCUUUAUGGAUAAAUACAACAAGCUGACUUUUAUUUUUCUAUAAAUCUCCCGUGUGUGUACUUGGAUUAAUAAAAAAAAA